Messenger RNA from Saccostrea echinata, 586 nucleotides. RefSeq names its product perlucin-like protein. Gene Ontology annotation, molecular function: carbohydrate binding. Gene Ontology annotation, cellular component: external side of plasma membrane. Lineage: Eukaryota; Metazoa; Mollusca; Bivalvia; Ostreida; Ostreidae. The record is from RefSeq and is a predicted model, not a curated record. The transcript has 5 exons. Gene Ontology annotation, biological process: biological process involved in interspecies interaction between organisms. Bases 1 to 546 code for a protein of 181 amino acids.
AUGAACGCCUUCCUUGCACUCUGUCUUCUCGUUAGUGUAAUUGCUGUUGAAGGCAGCUAUGACUAUGCUCCCAAAUACAGCAGUUUUGGAUAUGUUGCCGCCAAGAUCGCUAAAGGGACCUGUCCUUAUGGUUGGAGUUUGUAUCAUGGGAGCUGUUAUUAUUUUAGCAGAGAUAGACUGUCAUGGUGGCAGGCUUCUAUGAAAUGUGCUUCUAUGGGAGGAUUUUUAUGCAAUGUUGACGAAGCCCAUGAAAACACAUAUAUCAGACAUCACCUUGCUAUGUACGGAGUAACUCCUGGAGCAUGGAUGGCCCUGAACGACUGUCUUUACCCCAACGCUCACAGAUGGAGCUGGGGAUUCACAAAGAGGCGAUGUCACAAGUUUGAUUGGUACGGUAACGAGCCCGUGUACCAUAAAAAGGGAGACUGGAAUUGUGGAGCUUUCUGGUCCAGUUACAAAUAUCACUGGCAUGUCGAUAGCUGUGCUCAGAGAAACUACUACGUCUGUGAAAUGAAAUUGGGAAAACCAUGCAGAUGCCAGUAUUAAUUCAUUGUGGAUUUCUUAAUAAAUGUUUAAACAAGAAUUA